Paramormyrops kingsleyae is the source of this 3379-nucleotide messenger RNA. It is a transcript of the gene atg5, whose product is annotated as ATG5 autophagy related 5 homolog (S. cerevisiae). The record is from RefSeq and is a predicted model, not a curated record. Gene Ontology annotation, biological process: protein lipidation involved in autophagosome assembly; cellular response to nitrogen starvation; piecemeal microautophagy of the nucleus. NCBI's taxonomy places the organism in Eukaryota, Metazoa, Chordata, Actinopteri, Osteoglossiformes, Mormyridae. Gene Ontology annotation, cellular component: cytoplasm; Atg12-Atg5-Atg16 complex; phagophore assembly site membrane. Gene Ontology annotation, molecular function: Atg8-family ligase activity.
UCAGUGUUUACAAAAGGAACACUUCGAUGAAGCAGGGCACCUUCUUUUCUUAUUUUCUUUGACUGCGUGAAGUCCAGGGAGCUAAAUGACAACAGUGGGGCCUUCUCGUCGCAAGUGGAUGUGUUAACAGAUUGCUGAUAACUCUUUAAAAAGUUGUAGCUACCAGACACCGUGUAUGUGCCCCCCGCAGCCGCUGGACCAUGGCAGAUGACAAAGACGUGCUGCGGGAUGUGUGGUUCGGUCGGAUUCCCACCUGCUUCACACUCCACCAGGACGAGGUGACCGAGCGGGAGGCUGAACCCUUCUACCUACUCCUGCCAAGAGUCAGCUACCUGACACUAGUCACAGACAAGGUGAAAAAACACUUCCAGAAGGUGAUGAAGCCAGAUGACGUGGAGGAGAUGUGGUUUGAGUAUGAAGGAACGGCGUUGAAAUGGCACUACCCGAUAGGACUGCUGUAUGACCUUCACGCGUCUAACACUGCACUCCCCUGGAGUAUCUUUGUGCAUUUCAAGAACUUCCCCCUGCAAGACCUGCUGCACUGUCCCUCCAACUCUGUGAUUGAGGCGCACUUCAUGUCCUGCAUCAAAGAGGCCGACGCGCUGAAGCACAAGGGUGCAGUGGUCAAUGAGAUGCAGAAGAAGGACCACAAACAGCUGUGGAUGGGUCUGCAGAAUGAUAAAUUUGACCAGUUCUGGGCCAUGAACAGGAAGCUGAUGGAGUACCCUAUCGAAGAGAGAGGCUUCCGCUACAUUCCCUUCAGGAUAUACCAGCCAACGAGUGACCGACCGUUUAUUCAAAAGCUGUUCCGACCCGUCUCUCCAGACGGCCACGUCCAUACGCUGGGCGACUUGUUGAAGGAGAUGCUGCCCGCCGCCAUACCCAAGGACAAUGAGAAGAAAAAGUACCAGGUCGUGAUUCACGGGAUUGAACCGAUGCUGGAGACGCCUAUCCAGUGGCUUAGUGAACACCUGAGUCACCCAGACAACUUUCUCCACAUCAGCAUCAUCCCAGCGCAGUGCGACUGAGAGCCCCGUUUGCUGAGACACGAGAGACAUUUUUCUUUCAUUGGUGUCUGAAACUGGAAACUAGAAACGGGCUAAAUGUAACCAGUAUGGCCAAGUAUGUUUCCAGAUCCAGAAGGAGAUCUUCCAGCUUCCCCUGUCUCUCCCCAUCCAUCGUAAACCUGUAGCUCCCUCUUUUGUGUUUAGUUCUUAAUAAGUCCAUUUCUCUGCUUUCCUUUGUCACUACUCCCCCCUUUUCUGUUCCCCCCCCACCCAUGGAAUUGUUCUGGAGUAACCUGAAAAGAACAGCCUGAAGGCCAAACAGGAAGUACGGGAUCCCGUAAGCUGACAGAGAUAAGAGGGGGUGUCUCCUGUCUAGCUACCGCCUCCUGCCGUGGUUCCCACAGGCUUCCUCAUCCUCUCCGUUUUCCAGCUUUCUUAGGAACCCCCCCCCCCCACCACCACCACCCACGUGAAUGAGUUUGGAAUCCUCUGGGGCUGACAGUCAGAUACAUGCAUGGGGGAUUUUCUUUUUGCAGAGUAAAGUCUUGCUGGUGUGACUCCUUCAAACGCCUUAGUCUCCAGAGUUAGACAGUUUGCGGAAUGGUUUCAUUUUUUUUUUAUUUUAUAUAUUUCACUUUUUUCGCCCUUUUAAUGUCACUGAAAAUUCACGUAAGGGAUGUUUUUGUUUCCCUUUUUUUGUACAUAAUUUACUGCCGAUCAUCUUAGAUCUUUUCUCAGCUAAUUAUCGGAAGGCAUUCUGAGCUUGGUUAAUUAGACCGCUAAACUACUCCUUCCUCUUUUUUUGGCUCUGUGUAAUGCAUGUGUGGGGGGGUAUAAUUAUUUUAAUGGUCCACAGUUUUGACAUUAUUUAUGGGCAGGUUGUGAAAGUUGGAGGGGGGGGGGGGAGCAUUGUGUAGGUGUGAAAAGCAACAACGGAAUUCAUCUGGCUCUGUCUGGCUUAGCAACUCUCAUUUCAAACCCCACAAUUACGUUGGAUUCAGGUUUUUGAAGGCACAAAAGGCAGGCUGGACGGUUACAGAGCUUCUCGUGCCACGAUCUGACGAGCAGACUUUUCAAAAAGAAAAGAAAGUGUCAGUUUUAUAUGCAAGCAGACGUCGACAGCAUAUUUCUUCUUUAUUGUGACGGAGGGGAGGCCCUCUCUCCCAUGGAGGCUCGUUGGGCCGUCUCCGAGACGAUGAGGACAUUUUGCGGUGACGAACAAGGACAGAUGAAAACAGCAUUGGCCACACUGGGGCUCUGACAAACUUUUCGUCAUUCUUUGGAGUGUCCCCCCCCCCCCCCACAUCUCUCUGUUGAUCCCACAUUAUGGCCUGGCUACACUCUUAAUCUUUUACAGAAGAUAAUCAUUUAAAUAGUCAAAAAUCUGGUUAAUUACUCACGGCAGAACAACUGCAACGCUAAAUGAAAACAUUAUGAAUAGAGAUUAUCGGCCUGUGUUUCACGAUUUUUCAGUCAUUCUGUCUGCGUUUGAGGUAAAAUGAUUGUAAAUUUCAUAAGAUUGUCACAACGCAUUCACUCAUUUGCGUCCGUCAAAAAUGUCUAAAAGUUUAAUGUAAGCGAUAUCCUGGUCACAAACUGUGUUCUAGGAGUCAGACCAUUGACGCAAGUUCAGACCCUUCAAGAUCAUAGCCAAACCUCUCCAUCUUCCAGCUGUUGGAUGAGCUUGGGAGGUUUUGUGGCCAUUAGCUCGUGGUGUUUGUGUUUGUGGAUGAGGGACCGCAGGAGACCAACACAGGCAGAUGCCACGCAGCUUCACGCCGCAGCUGAGAAUCGUUACUUAUUUCUUGGAGAGUGUGACUGUGACUUCCCGCCACCAUGUCUGUAAAACGCGACAGGAGUGGGGCGAGUCCCGGCUCCUUCCGCAGGUCUGCUUUUGGCUGCUCUCAUCACGUUCACCAGAUGACUUUGCUCCAGUGCUUGUUGACAAACAGAUUUAAUCUUGCACUUCCUGCUGGGAGAAGGCCCGUAGUUGACAAGCCCUAUUGAAGGGGGAACAAAUAGAAAACAUGGUUUAGCAGUCGUUUUCCCAGCAUCCCCCCCCCCCCAGAUGGUUUGGAAUCAUCUGUUCCCUAUUUCAGCCUUGGAAUGUUCUGUUCCAGAAGUCACAUGACCUGUGUGACAGUGACACCAGUGGAGACUGUCACCUGAAUUUAAUACUGCAUUAAUGCCACAAAAGGGCAAAUGGGCAACCACCAGCCCUGUUCUCUGGCCCUUUUGUUCUGUGCAUAUUUGUAACAACCUUAAAUGUGCAUUUUAUCGGUGUCUUCAGAUAUCUUUCUGCAGUGGCUGUUCUUUACUGGUGCUUGACAGUCUUUUGCAUUGACAUUAAAAUAAAAUGAAAAUGUUUUGUA